CUACCCAUCGAUGGGUACAAGCUUCCCAUCGCUGGGUGGGAGGUUGACUUCCAAACAAGGAAAGAAUCAACCUUUAAUGACCACCAACGGUCAUGCCUUCCCAUCGAUGGUAUACCCUUACCAUCGCUGGGUUCCCAUCGAUGGGAUAAGUUUCCCAUCGCUGGGCAAGGUCGUUCUGCCUUGUGUUAAUUUUGCACCAAGGCUUUAACAGCGAUGGGUAGAACUCCCCAUCGCUGUUUGGCAUGGUUCUGGAAACUUGUUUGGCUGAGGGGCCGCUUACCCAUCGAUGGGAAGAUCUUCCCAUCGCUGGGUGGAUGACACAUCAUUGUUUCUUCUUUCUGUUCUCGUUAUUGUGAUGAUGAUGGUCCAACCAUCAAACGGCGGCUCCAAUGACGGCGACGACCUUCACUCCGUUCCGCUAACGGUCGUCAAGGGUGCGGUCGCCGAAGGCGCCGUAUGUCUUGACGGAAGCCCCCCUGUGUAUCAGUGGGCCGCCGGAAGGGGCGGCGGUGUCAAGAAUUGGAUCAUCUUCCUUCAAGGAGGAGGGUGGUGUUUGAACACCACAAUGCAACUCCCCGGGAGGGAUUCCGUGGAGAGUUGCGCGGCGCGCACGACUAUCUUCCUCGGUUCCUCCCGCCACAUGGCGCCGGCGAACUUCACGCAAGUACUUUCUCCCCUGUCGAACACGAGCUAUUUCUACAACUGGAAUAGAGUGUUCGUUAGGUACUGUGACGGGGGAUCGUUUGCUGGAAAUGCAGACAAACCGGACCCCGUCACUCAUGUCUACUACAGAGGGGCGAGGAUCUUUGACGCUGUCGUCAGAGAUUUGAUGGCGAGAGGGCUGAGAGGCGCUCGCAAUGUUCUUUUUGCCGGGGGAUCUGCGGGCGGAUUGGGGGCGAUGAUCCACUGCGAUCGCUUCUGCGGACAUUUCCCUAAGAAUGUCGUUAGGGUAAAAUGUCUCGCCGACAGCUCCUUCUUUCUCCGCGUCAAAGAUCCUUCCCGCGCGGAGUUUCUCGACCGCGUCUUCCGCACCGUGGUUGACGUGCAGCGUCCACACCGGGCAUUACCCGCGGGCUGCACGUCAAAAAUGAGUGCGGCGGCAUGCUUCUUCCCCCAAAACUUGUUGCGGUACAUCAAAUCCCCGAUUUUCAUCAUAAAUCCGGUGUUCGAUGCGUACCAAAUAAAAACAACGUUUUCGGUGGAUUUGAAUAACCAAGUCGGAAACCAUACCGUCAUCAGCCGAAGUAAUGUGACACUACUUCAAGGUUUUAGACGCGAAAUGAUCAAUGCCCUGCCCCCGGUGAAAGCCGGGAAUGGGUAUUUGAUCACUUCGAUUUAUGGUCACGACUUUGCUAUUCAAACAAGCUAUAAAAUACACAUGUUUGGCAACAACAAUAGAUCCAAAACCAUUGAGGACGUAGUCUUAGAUUGGUUUUUUGAUCGGACACCUAAUGUGUACUACAUUGAUCCAUCAGAUAAACCUUUCUUUGGACCACCUCACAAUUAAUUAAUGAAUAAUAGUUGUUGUUGGCAUUUUAAACUCAAUGAGGUGAAAAAAAUUACUCCGUGGUGAAUUAUUGUACGCACUGACAUAUGGUGUUAUGUAUGAAACUGUCUUCACUUUUGUAUUUUUUUUAAAUGCACGUUAUAUUAUGUUUAUCGAUUAUCCAUUGCAUUACAAUUAUUAAAAUAGGGUAGGUUUG
Messenger RNA from Cuscuta campestris, 1703 nucleotides. The record is from the annotation of a GenBank genome assembly. Lineage: Eukaryota; Viridiplantae; Streptophyta; Magnoliopsida; Solanales; Convolvulaceae.